CAGGAAUUGAUUGCACCAUGGCCGCCGACAAGACACCGCGAAAUGACGACGUCGAAGACGUGCAAGACGAUGGCGGUGCAGUGAAUGAGUCCCUACAGGCAGACACGAGACUGGUGGAGCUGCUUCAGUCCGGGGACCUCUCGGAGGCAGUGAUGGAGAAGUUUCAGACCAUGAUCGAACCAUUCCAAGAGCAAGGCCAAUUACUGGAUCCCCUUCUCCGCGACAUGGUAACACCUGUGGUCCGACGCAUUCAAUCCGUGUUUUCGUCCAUGGCGUCAACCAGUCCAUCGUCGGCGUUUCCGUUUCAAGUCCUGGAUGCGGCGACGCGCAUUCACUUGCAUCGCGCGUGUCAAAUUCUGUACCUCUUGUGCAAAGUGCGUGGGUACAAGACCAUUGUCAAACUGAUGCCGCACGACGUCGCCGAGUUUGAACCGGUGCUGUUGCUGCUGCAAUCUCAAGAUCGAGACGACUUUUCGACUUGGGAAAUACGCUUUGUGCUGCUGCUGUGGCUGUCCAUCUUGGCUCUGGUACCAUUCGACUUGAAAUCCAUCGACUCUUCCUUGGACGGCCACGAAGAACAUGGCGAAUCAAUUGCGAUUGUGGCCGACAUCGUCGCCAUUUGCAAGACGUAUCUACAGGAUAGCGGCCCCACGCAACAGGCCGCGGCGCUGUGCUUGGCACGACUCUUGAGCCGCCCAGACAUGGAAGACCAGUACUUGGUUGCGUUUCUCGACUACGUCAAGGUCGAGCUCGAUGCAUUUUGCACCGCUAGUCACGCAGCAGACUCGUCGCAAGCCCGUAUUCGCCAGUACAAGAUCACAGGCAUCAUGCUGUGUCUGUCGUACAUUUGCAAGUUUACCCCCCGAGACAAGCACAUUGUGUUGAUGGGCGAGUACUUUGGCCACGUCAUGCACGUCAUCGACGCCAUCCGCGCCCAAGACGCCGCCACAGUCGUCAGUAGCACCGUGCAUCGAAAGCUCAGCACCAAGCUGCUCCAGCGCAUGGGGCUGCUCUACUUGCCCCCGAAAGUGAUGACGUGGCGGUAUGCGCGAGGGGUGCGGUCGCUGGCGGCGAAUUUGGCAGCCGCCCCCCAUCCCGUGGCCGACGCUUCUGCUGCCAUUGACAAAACAUCCAACCCGUUCGAAAACGACGACGACGACAUGCAAGUGCCAGCAGAACUCGAACAGGUGGUGGAUGUGCUUCUGUGCGGGUUGAAAGAUCGCGACACGGUGGUCCGGUGGUCGGCUGCCAAGGGCGUCGGCCGAGUGACGUCGCGCCUGCCGUUUGAGUUUGCCGACGACAUCGUGCACGCGGUUCUCGAGCUGUUUUCUGCCAACGAGAGCGAUGCGGCGUGGCACGGGGCGAGCUUGGCCAUGGCCGAACUGUCGCGGCGGUGCGUCCUCCUUCCGGACCGACUGCCCCAGGCCGUACACGUGAUUGGGCUGGCGCUCAUGUACGAUGUGCGGCGAGGAGCCCACAGCAUCGGCGCCCACGUACGAGACGCGGCUUGUUAUGCUUGCUGGUCGUUUGCACGGGCGUACGAACCGGCGUUGUUUUUGCCAUUUUUGAAGCAAACGCUGGCCCCCAUCAUGCUCACCGUGUGUGCGUUGGACCGUGAACUCAACUGUCGGCGCGCGGCGGCGGCGGCCUUUCAAGAAAGCGUGGGUCGACAGGGAGUGGGGAAUUUUCCCCACGGCAUCGACCUGCUGACAAAAGCCGACUACUUUACGCUCGCGUCCAUUUCGCACGCGUAUCUGGACGUGAGUCGCCACAUCGCCCAGUACGCCGAGUACCGGUACGUGCUCGUUGACCACUUGGCGUCGGUCAAGCUGUUUCACUGGGAUGUGAAUGUGCGCGUGCUGGCGGCCUCUGCGCUGGGCCAGCUGGCGCCGUUGGACGUGGCGUACGCGCUGUCGGCUAUCGUUCCGCCCUUGCUCGUCGCGAGCAUAUCGCCCUCGAGCGACGUGAUCGUCCGGCACGGGGCCACGCUGGCCUUGAGUGAGAUCGUGCUGCAUAUUGCAAGCGUCCCAGCGUUUAUCGACGGCGAAGUCAUGCGGCGGCUCAAGUUGAUCCCGAUUGAAAUGGACAAGCGGCGCCUGUAUCGCGGCCGCGGCGGAGAGAUGAUUCGAGUGGCUGUGUGCACGUUGAUGCAAACGAUUGCCAAGCUGGGGUGGCCACUGCCCAUUACCUUGGCCAAAAAGUACCUCAUUACUGUCGAAGAAUGCCUGAAAAACCCAAACGAGUUGGUGCGCACAGUGGCCAUCGCUGCGUUUCAAGAGCUGGCGACGCGCUACCUCGCCAAGCUGUUGGACUCACCUGACCAUGCUUUGUACAUCCAGGCCAUCGUCCCGCGCUUCUUGAGCUCGGUCAAGGACAAGAGUAUGUUGAACCCGAACGUGGCUGCUCGACGAGGGUUUCUCAAAGCAUUGGGCGUGAUGCCAUAUGUGCUGCUGCAUCCCCACGUGCACCAGUGUGUGGAUCUCAUGAUCGUGGCGGCCGUGGCCAGCUACCACACCCCAGACGAACAAGAUGCCGAGUCCCGUGUCGCCGCCAUCCAAGCGUUGGUGGACAUUGUGACCAAGAACCGCCAUGAGAUGACGGUCGACAUGCUCACGCGUGUGCUGGAGAGCCUGCUCAAGUGCGCCGACGAAGACUACAGCAUGGACGAACGGGGGGAUGUGGGAUCGUGGGUCCGCAGGGAAGCCAUGCAGGGGCUCCACGUCAUCGUCCAACACUACUGCGCCGUCGGCACACGUACUGGUGACGACAUGUACAACCAACGAGUGGCUGUGACGGGCUUUGGCACGGGGGUGAUCGUGGAAACCCGAGCGUUGAAGCGCAAGAUGGUGUCGGUGCAGUUCGCCAAGCCCGCCCUCGGGUACUUCUACUUUCCGCCCAACGGCGUCGGCAUCUUUGCGGACGACCGCGCCUUGCAUGUGCCGACACCCCGGGGAUUGCCGUCGCUCGAGGCGCGCCACGUCAUCACGUCGUCAACCCAUUCGACUACGCCAUCGUCAUCCGUCGUGGGGGUUCCCCCCGCGAUUGUGUCUAAGUUUUGCCUCGUUCUGGUCAAACAGUUGAGUGAAAAGUUGGACAAUAUCCGAAGCAUUGCGGGCACGAUUCUCGUCGAGUUGGUGGCCAGCGCCACGUGGAUCGAUGGCGUGCCAGAUCGGCCUCAUCUAACUCGGUGGCUCCACUCGUCUGAGGGCGUCAACUGGUCCAUGGCCCACGACACGUUUCCUAUUGUGAUUGGCUUGUUGGAUAGCCCGUCGUACAUGGAGGCGGUCGUGGAGGGGCUCGUGGUGUCGGUGGGUGGGCUCACUGAGAGUGUGGUGAAAGCCUCCAAGCGCGCGCUCUUGGGCUGGCUGACCGCCCGAGUCCAGAGCCAGCACUUCAACGCCGCCAGUCAGUUUGCCCAUCUCUGCGUCGGUUUGUUUCAAAGACACGCAAAGGACGACCGCGUCGUGGUGCCGCUUCUGAAAACCAUCGCGUUCUGCUUGGACCAAGGCGCGUUUGCAUUUUUACUCCAAGAUGGAGGCGCGCUGUUUGGCCACGCCCUGUACGACGCCGUGCGAGCGGAGAUGGCCAAGUCGUCCGAAGUGCACAAGCUCAGUGCCGGCUUGGCAGUCCUCGUGGGGCUACUUCCGAGUGAAGUGUCGGUCGAGAAGAGAAGUCUACGGGGGAUUUGCGUCUGCCUCGGCCAUCGGUUUCCAAAGGUGCGCAAACUCGCGGCCGAGAAAUUGUACACGCGGCUCAUUUUGCAUGAAGACUUGGUCGACCAAGCCAAGGUUUGAUUCGAAUACUGCUUUGCAUGGAAUAACACUACUCGGCUUCGUUAGAUUGGACAAGUGCUGGCCGUGCUCUGCGACACUGCGUGGGAUGCUGAUCUGUCGCUCGCACGCAAUAAGCGCGAUGUGCUGGUGGAGUUGCUGGCCCUGGACAAGAUUGAAACGAUCAAAUCGUCCGACUCGCGCGCCAACCUUCCUUCUUCUCCCACCAGUAGUCGCCCAGUCGAAGACACUUCGUACAAGUCCCUUGUCAAGGAGAUGGGGUACUAACUCAGUAGUGACACAAUAUAUAUAUAUAUAUACAAAAGUUGUGAUUUUAUCAUUAUUA
Molecule: messenger RNA, 4116 nt
Organism: Aphanomyces astaci
Lineage: Eukaryota; Oomycota; Saprolegniomycetes; Saprolegniales; Verrucalvaceae
Exons: 20
Coding region: 18-3794 (1258 amino acids)
Biological process (GO): microtubule cytoskeleton organization; tubulin complex assembly; post-chaperonin tubulin folding pathway
Molecular function (GO): beta-tubulin binding; GTPase activator activity
Source: RefSeq, a predicted model, not a curated record